GAGGCAUCAUCAUUGCAAUUGAUGGCCAAUGUGGAAUAACAAGAAAAACCAAACACUUAAUAAGCUGUGGUUAACAAUCUGUAGGAAAAUAAUAUAUUGAAGUUUUUUUUUUAUUGAAAUUAUUAUGAUUAUUACAAUUUUUUGUUCCUGGGUAGUGAAUAACACUUUCCAAUUACUCUUGAUGGAAAUGAUAAAAAAAAUAAUAAUAAAGAAUAAAAAAAAUAGCUAUUCAAAAUUAGCCCAGUUACAGAAAUUAAUAGAAAAUUCUGGAAUAUUCUAUCCAGAACAUUCCAAAUAAUCUAGAAAAAUCUAAAUUGCUCUAAAAACAUGCCACAAAGUUUUAGAAUAUUCCAGAAAAAGAGAGCUAGAUUUUCUCCAAAUUUCUUGUUUUUUUCCAAGAAUUUCCUUAAAUUUCUGGAUGAUUCUAGAAAAAAGGGUGGAAUCAGAAACAUUCCAGAGAGUUCUACCUCAUUUUUAAAGGUAGUACAUUUUCAAAGUUUCAUUGCAAUUCAAGAGGUUUUUUGGAAAGUGUAAUUGACCUCUUUUUCACAUGUUUAUAGAAAUAUAAGAAUUUGAGAAUCCCAUUGCCCAGGGUUCAAACUUUCAUGGCUAAGAUGGGUUUUUUCUCUUUAUUUGAGUUACAAAGAAUGGGGGAAAUAACACUUAUUUCCCAGGAACAAGAAAAAAGUAAAAAUUUGUGACAAACUUAGUGUUUUUUUCCAAUAACAGUAACUCUGUUUGUCUUCGGCUGCAUUACAUCACUUCAGCGUUGAUUAUUUUCCUAUAACAGCGCAUCCCUUUGUGCUCUUCGGGGUCAGUAAUGAUGUUUGUGCCAUUCAGGUCAUAUUCUGUAAUAUGACAUUCCUCUUAGCGUUGUCAAAUUCUGCUCCUUCCAACAGCAUGAUGCAAAAAGCCUCCUUUCUGAUUCCUCAGCGAUCUUGUUUUGAUGCUCUGUGCCCGCUUUCUUCAUCUACACAGACAGAAUCAGCACCCAACAUGGUCUUGUAGCCCACUCUAGACACAAAGUCUGAUGAGUAAAGCAUUCAAAGGACAUUCAGCACACCAGUGUAGAAUUUGGGUGUGAUUUGCCCGGUUUGUUUUCUUGCAUGACCAUCACCAUUCUCUAUUGUCUACUGCCUUAUUUAUACACACCUUACUCACAUGCCAUACGUAUAUGUGUGGGGAGGUGUGUAAGUGUGUAUAUGUGAGGUGGGUGUUUAAGCUUCUGACUGAACUGGGAAUUUAGUGUAUAGAUAACCAUGAAUGCUAUUUAUUUGUCCUUUGCAAUACCUUUAUAAUGCAGGAGUCUUGAAGAUUCAGAAAUUAAUCACCAACAGUGUGUUGAACAUCAUUUCUAUUUCUAUCCAGUCUUUUAGUCCCAUUAUACCACAGCAAUUUACUAACAAAAUGUAUUAUUAAAGAAUGACGGUAUGGAAACAUUUCACCCAUUUAUUGUUACGUUUAAGUUGGGAAAUGAAACAAGUUAGUUCCUAUAAUGCUCGUGCUCUAGCAACUAUAAACAGUUGUUUUCUCAUCAGCCUCUAUAGUUUCCUCUUUCUUCUUAAUAAGAAAGAAAAAUGCAGCCUGUAAUAUUCCUUCGAAACCACAAAAACCACCCGUGCCAGAUAACCCAAGAGAACAGCCUUCCCUCUGAUUAUUACAAAACUCUAUCACUAGUGACUCUUUUCAAAACAUUUCCUUACAAAUAACUUCAACAUGCCAAUUAUACUCAUUUUUAGGAAACAUUUUAUGUGGAGCGUUCGCCACGCUAACAGACUAGUAUGAGAUCACUUUGAAAGGCAUUAGAAAACCAGCAAACACAUUUUAAAUACAGGUCACCUAUUCACCCAUGUUAUAUUUAUCUAUAUCUGCAUCAGUUAUGUAGAAAAUACAAUUAACAAAGUUUACAACUGAUUACAAAAUGAUCAUGAAGCAACUAUGGUUCUGAGCAGCAUGUUUUGUUUAAAGUCAUUGAUCCCAUUUCAGUGGAUGUUUGGGACUCAGUGAAAAUCUCUUACCUUUCCCUCCUGAUACCAGAGCUGUUUGGAUAUACAGUGUUGCAUUUUCGAUAAAUGCUUCACUUUUAACUGGCACUUUUAUAAAUGCUCGCUGAUCUAAAAGUAUUAAAAUGAGUUGUGACUUACUGCAAUAGUGCCUCAGGUGAUGCUGCUGCCUCUCAGCUCCCCAGCUGUGUCUGUGUGGAUUCUCUGGUUUCCUUUCACAACAUGCCUGUAGGUGGACUGACUACACUAAAUUGCCCUCGGGUUCGAGUCAGUGUGUGAAUGUGUGGUGCUCUUUAAUGGACCGGUGUUCCAAUCAGGAUAUAUAUUUCCACGUCACACCUAGUGUUCCUGGGAUAGGCUCUGAUCCACUGUGACUCUGAUCAGGAUAAAAUGUGUACGGAAGAUGAAUAAAAGAAUUACAGCAGUGCGUUGGGUAUGUCUUAAUACAUUUGUGUCUUUGUGCAUAUGAGAUAAUCUGACUAAUUGGGGAAAUGUGCAAUAAAUCAGUGAUGCUGGCUCAAAGUCCACCAUAGGCAGCCAUCUUUAUUAAUUUCUUCAUCAAUGUGUCUAGUCCACUUAUAACUUAAGUGAGUUUUACAAGCUCUACAAGCUCUCUUGUGAAUGUGUUAAUCAGUGAAAAUAUAACUCUAGGGACGCUUUAUUCUGUGUUAUUCAGUGGCCUAUAUUGCAUUUGAAGAAGAUUCAGUAUUAUUGAAUUCACUGUAUUUAUACAAUUGCUAAAGCAUUCAAGAACAAUAUCAUUUGUCAUGAAAAAGUUCAUCAGUUCAUCUCCCUGUGCCUAAUUUCUAUUUUUAUUUCCACACAUUACCAAACACUGAGGCUAGUCUGUAUUGUUAGAGACACACCCAAAAUGACGUUGCCUCUAAAUUCGUCAUCAUCACUAUCAUCAUCAUUUAGACACCUGCAAGUGUGCUGUAUUUGGUCUCUAGUGUAAUACAGUUAUUAUUCAUAUCACUUGGGUCAUAAAACUGUCAGCGAGGGCAAAGUGCAGCCUUCCCUGAUAAAACGCUGUGAUAAAACACUGUAUAAUCCAUAUGGUUAUAUGAGCCUCGGGAACGAGCAAGAAAGAACUUGAACACGAGAGGACACAUUCAGAUACACAAAACCAGGACCACGCAAUUUGAUUGGUCCAUCAUGUGGGCAUGGGCACUACUUCCUGUUAUCCUAGCAGUGUUUGGCAUGCUAGGCAUUUGGACUGUGUUUGGUUUAGCUGUGUCUAAUGAGACAGUGAAUCUGACAGCCGAGUUCCCGUACAUCAGCACGUGUGGAACAUAUAACCCUCAGAGCUGUCUCUUCUCCCAGAUAUGCAACAUCUGCUCUGUGCUAGCUCUGUGGAUUGUGAUAAUAAGGUUCCAGCAGGUGAGGGAUUUGAAUUGUGCAUCAGGUGUAAACACAGCCAGUCUGAUCCUGGGGUUCAUUUCAUCAGUAGGAAUCUCCAUCCUGGGAAACUUCCAGCAAUCAGUGGUGAUGGGUGCUCACUUGUUGGGUGCCUUCCUGGCGUUUUUUCUGGGUCUGGCAUACUUCUGGGUUCAGGUGUGGCUUACUUACCGUGCAAAACCAUCACGUGACGUGAAGUGGGCGGGGCCUGCACGGAUCAUUUUCUGCAGUCUUUGCACGUGCUUGGUUGUUGCCAUGUCUGUGCUCCAUAACACAGGCUACAGAUCUGCAGCUGCCAUAUGUGAGUGGGCUUUGGUGACAUGCUUCUUCAUGCUAUUCGGCAUUUUCUCUGCAGAGUUUCGCCACAUUGACUGCCAUGAACUACAUGUGCAAAAGCAAGUUCAGCAAAUUUAACCCUGAGUUUCCAACACAGGAAAGUAACAUGGUGACACUGACAGGACAGUUAACCAACACACAGACACCUGUUACCAUGUGAGAGUGUAACCCACUGUAUGGAUGUAAAGCUUUAUUAUAUUGUAUGUUAUGGGUUUAAGCUGCUAAUACAGACCUAAUGUUUUAGGAUAAGAGAACUUUUAGUGGUCUUAUCGAAUGUAUCACGUUUUACUAAAAAUGUCUAAUUUAUAAACCAACCCAUUUAUAUUGACAUUGGUAUGUUCAUAUC
Molecule: messenger RNA, 4083 nt
Organism: Hemibagrus wyckioides
Lineage: Eukaryota; Metazoa; Chordata; Actinopteri; Siluriformes; Bagridae
Gene: tmem150b
Product: transmembrane protein 150B
Exons: 7
Coding region: 3159-3815 (218 amino acids)
Source: RefSeq, a predicted model, not a curated record